UCAAGCCCUUGGCAUUGUUUGAAUCCAAGUUUUAUUAAGUUCAAACAUAGGGUUUAUUUUCAUUGCAUCCUUUACUGAGAUUUUCACUAGGUCCUUAUGAAAAAUUAUUCAUGUUUAUGUCACAGUUUACAGAGAACUUAUAAAUCAUUGCAUUUAAGCCUCAUGCUAACAUGUUGAAAAAUACACUAUUAUCCCCAAUUUACAAAUGAAGAAAUGGAAGUCAAGACUUUUCCCAAGGCCACCAAACUGGUUAAGUGGCAAGUACUUAAGGCUCGCAAGUUCAGUGAUGUUUCUAAUAGACUUCUGCCUCUGUGUUCCCUGGACACCUCCAUUCCAGUGCAAGAUUCCCAUGGUUGAAUUCAUAGUGGGCUUCUAUGACUCUGCCUUCCUGGAGGUCCAAUACAGGACUAGCGAGUUAUUUGUGUGUGGACAGCCCAGUCCCAGAAGAUCUGAUUUUCUGACUGUGGUCACAGCAGGCCAGCAUGUGGACAAAGGGAAAGGCCUGGUGUGA
This is a messenger RNA of Cercocebus atys (sooty mangabey), 511 nucleotides long. Its product is annotated as chromosome unknown open reading frame, human C16orf97. NCBI's taxonomy places the organism in Eukaryota, Metazoa, Chordata, Mammalia, Primates, Cercopithecidae. The record is from RefSeq and is a predicted model, not a curated record.